GCCGAGCCAACUCGAGCGCCUAGCCGCACCCGAACCGUCUCGCGCGUGCGUGUAGGCCGGCAGCUCGUCGACCCGGGCGCGAGCGCCGUGCUUGUCGUCGGCGUCGUCGGGGGUCUUUGGCGGGUCGUCGUCGGUCGAGUAGUCGGCGAGGAGGGUGUUGUGGGUCGAAUGGUGGUCGCGUUGGUGCACGGCGGGGAGGACGUCGAUCUCGUCGUCGUCGAUGCCGAGGUGCGCAGGACGAGGUCGAACGAGGGUGCCGAGCUCGAGGUCUGGGUGGGCGGGAGAGCGUGGGCGCAAGGGCGAGUUGGUGCGGGCUGAAGGCAUGGCCCUUGUGCGCGAAGGCUGCGCUCCAGGCGAAGCUUGCGGCGGUUCGUGAGCGCGAGGUGGAGCCGACUCGGACGAGGUCAAGCGGCUGCUCUGUUCGGGUUGCUCUCGUCACCACGCUCGCCUCGCGCGCCAUGCCGCUACCGCCAGCCGCCUUCUACAGCACUGCUCCCGGCCGAGCAGCCCCGCCAGCUGCGUCCUGGGACGACGACGACGAGUGGAACGCGCCCUACGAUCGUCCACAAGUACCUCGAACAGAGCAGGAGCACAACAUUCGGCUCUGGCAAGACGCGAACACCGCUCGCCCGACCUACUCGAUCCUUCCCUCCUCCUCCACCGCACGUGUCGUCCCUCCACCAGCAGCACUCGACGCCCGCACCACCAACGGCCCUCCCAAGCUCACCAUCCUCAAGCGGCCGACUGCUGUUGCCCCGGCCGCGGCAUCGAGCCGCACGAGCAGUGCCGAGGGCCGAGCGAGGACCGACAAGAGCCUCAAGGAGCGCGAGCGCGAGUACGCCGAGGCCCGGCGGCGGAUCUACGGCGAGGAGUCGUCGGCCGGCUCGGGCGCGACAGCUGCGUCGUCGCGCUCUGCAUCGCCUGCGGCGUCGUCGGCCGGCUCGAGGACGGCCGCCCUCGCUCGCAGUGUCGAGAGCCUGUCCCUCGGCACCUCGGCGGGCCCAGGGCGAGCGCGAGGGAGCGCCUCGUCCGGCGGCGCAGCAUCGCCGAAGCGCACGCUUGGCGCGCCGACCCGAGCACCACGUCCCUGGACGACCGCUCGACAACCUUCGGUCGACCGCCACGCCGAGUGCCACAAGCCUCAGCGUUGCACAGCAGGUCGUGCCGCCUGACGACGAGCAGCGAGAUUCAUCUUCAGCGAGUUUCUCCUCGAGGGCCGGACAGAGCAGAGCCACGUGCAACUCGUCAUUUCUCACGG
Molecule: messenger RNA, 1258 nt
Organism: Rhodotorula graminis WP1
Lineage: Eukaryota; Fungi; Basidiomycota; Microbotryomycetes; Sporidiobolales; Sporidiobolaceae
Exons: 4
Coding region: 459-1172 (237 amino acids)
Source: RefSeq, a predicted model, not a curated record